AAAAUAGUUAUUUACCUUCAGUCAGGUUAUGUUUGUGUUUCUAUUUCGUUUAAAAACAAUAAUAAAUACUUCAACUUACUUACUUAAAUACGCGAAUUGUGGUUAGUCAAGGAGAUAUUGUUCACUAUUAACAAAAUGGCACCAGGAAAAAAGAAGGUACACGGCAAACGUUCUAAUCAUCACGUUAAGCGGGAGUAUGCGGAGAGAUUGAACGACUUGAGGCUGGAAUCAUCAGGAGACAGCAGUAGUGACGGCAGUAAUAGUGACUCAGAUGGUGAAGGUGUGGCUCCUACAUUCCCAGUAAGCAUGUGGGACUUGAAUCAUUGCGAUCCUAAGAAGUGUUCCGGCAGAAAACUAGCACGACACAACCUCAUCAAAAACUUGAAGCUUGGUCAACAGUUUAGAGGGCUUGUGUUGUCACCGGUUGGCAAACAAUGUGUCAGCCCCAACGACAAGGAAAUUAUUGAGAAAUUCGGACUAGCUGUUAUUGAUUGUUCUUGGGCCAAAAUAGAUGAAACUCCGUUUGAUAGAAUGAAGUCACCAAAUCCAAGGUUGUUACCAUUUUUAGUGGCUGCAAACCCUAUAAACUAUGGUAAACCAUAUCAGCUGAGUUGUGUAGAAGCUUUAGCCGCUGCUAUGGUUAUCACAGGACACAGAAAAGAAGCCCAAUUCUAUUUAUCCAAGUUUUCAUGGGGACAUUCGUUCUUAGAACUCAAUUCAGAAGCUUUGGAAUUAUAUGCAGCAUGUACUGACAGUAAAAGUGUGUUAGAAGCACAAAAUACAUAUUUAGAAAAUGUAAAAAAUGAAAAAGAUGAUAGAGAAAUGUGGCCGCCAACUGAAUCUGAUACGGAAACUGAAUCUGAAGAUGACAAAUCUUAAU
Messenger RNA from Spodoptera exigua (beet armyworm), 880 nucleotides. Lineage: Eukaryota; Metazoa; Arthropoda; Insecta; Lepidoptera; Noctuidae. The record is from the annotation of a GenBank genome assembly.